Messenger RNA from Photinus pyralis (common eastern firefly), 1168 nucleotides. Its product is annotated as phenoloxidase-activating factor 2-like. The record is from RefSeq and is a predicted model, not a curated record. Bases 136 to 1056 code for a protein of 306 amino acids. NCBI's taxonomy places the organism in Eukaryota, Metazoa, Arthropoda, Insecta, Coleoptera, Lampyridae. The transcript has 2 exons. Gene Ontology annotation, biological process: proteolysis. Gene Ontology annotation, molecular function: serine-type endopeptidase activity.
UCCUACUCCUCUAUAUAUGGUUUACUAAUAUAAGUUCAAGUUUCGAGCCAAACCAUUUUAACACAACUCUCUCGUCGUAGUACAUGGUUCAAUUUGUAAAUAAGUAAUUGAAGAGGUUUCUCCACUCGUUACAGUAUGAAGCUAAGACAAGUUAAGGGUUCGGCAAUAUCCGGGCUGUUUUAUUGUCUACUGAUCUUCGUUUUGGGACAAAAGUUAGAGGGCGGAAACGCCGCAGAAAGUGAAUGUGGUAGGCAGCAUGCCGACCUGGGUUCUCGCGUUUCUGUGCCCGGUGACGAUCACGAAGCCCAAUUUGGAGAAUUUCCCUGGAUGGUUGCAGUACUUAGGAAAGAAAAACACGAUGGUAUCGACUUGUCGGUUUAUACAUGCGGAGGUUCCCUCAUUCAUCCUCAAGUAGUGUUAACCGCCGCACACUGUAUGGCCGAUGUAGGUAAGGAGUAUAAAGCACGUGUGGGUGAAUGGGAUGUACAAACAAAAGCGGAAAUCUAUCCGCAUCAAGAUCGAAAUGUCACAACUAUCAUUGUACACCCUGAGUACAAACGAAAUCCGUUAUUGUACGACUUGGCCCUUUUAAUAUUGGAUUCACCAGUGACAAUAAUGGGAAACGUUGAUGUUGUUUGUUUACCGGAUAAAAAUCAACUGGUUGAUAAUAAUUUAUCGUGCGUUUCGGGCGGCUGGGGAACCAAAGGCAAAUUCUACAAUCUGCUACAAAAAGUUGAACUUCCAAUAGUAGACACGGAGUCUUGCCAAACGAGGCUUCAUACAUCCUUGGGAACGCAAUAUCAAUUGCACGAGUCAUUCCUUUGCGCCGGCGGAGAUCCUGGAAAAGACAGGUGUAGAACUGAUUUUGGUAGUCCUUUAGUCUGCCAAUUUCCUGAGAAGAAAGAUAAAUAUUUUCAAGCCGGAAUAUUGUCUUGGGCAUUGGCCUGCAGUGAAAGCUCGGUGCCCGCUAUGUACUCUAGUUUAGUGAAAGCAGUGGAUUGGAUUGAUAAAAUUAUGAUUGAUAAUAACUUUAGUACAUCCGUAUAUAAGAAUUGAAUGUAGAUCUGGAUUAUUUUUGCAUGCUAAAGUACAUCUAAUUAUCUAAUAUUGUAACAUUGUAAACUAACAUCACAUUUUGUAAUAAAUAUUACCCAAAAUCGCCUUGAAA